Messenger RNA from Aspergillus heteromorphus CBS 117.55, 1521 nucleotides. RefSeq names its product general substrate transporter. Gene Ontology annotation, molecular function: carbohydrate:proton symporter activity. The coding region runs from base 1 to 1521 and encodes 506 amino acids. The record is from RefSeq and is a predicted model, not a curated record. Gene Ontology annotation, biological process: carbohydrate transport; transmembrane transport. The transcript is spliced from 2 exons. Lineage: Eukaryota; Fungi; Ascomycota; Eurotiomycetes; Eurotiales; Aspergillaceae. Gene Ontology annotation, cellular component: membrane.
AUGCAGGGCCCAGCACUUCGUUACGCUCAAAUCUUCUUGGUCGCCUGUCCCGCCUUUAUCCUCUUCGGUUACAAUCAAUCUGGUGUUGGAGGUCUCGAUGAUUUCCCCUCGUGGGUCAAGAUCUUCCCGGAGAUCGACACAAUAAACACAACUGGCAAUCAGAAAUCUCACAAUGCCACCGUCCAAGGCGCCGUGGUAGCUUGCUACACAAUUGGUGCGCUGUUCGGCUCCCUGAUAUGCAUGAUUGUUGGUGAUAUCCUCGGUCGUCGCCGCACGAUCUUUUCAGGAGCAACCAUUGCAUUGGUUGGUCAAGCACUCGAAUGUACUGCAUACUCUCUGGCCCAGUUCGUGGUCGGGAGAGUGGUAUUGGGUUUCGGUGUCGGCAUGCUGAGUGCCACGGUGCCGGUCUGGCAGUCCGAGUGUUCCCCUGCUGCUCAAAGAGGACGAAACGUGGUGCUCACAGGCAUGUUCAUCGCCUUCGGCUUUGCUCUGACCCAGUGGGUCAACUUCGGGUUCUAUCAGAUUGAGUACUCUGCUGCUGCCUGGAGGGGCUCCCUUGCCAUCCCGGCCUUGUUUUCUUUCAUCAUCAUGGGCAGCAUCUUCUUCCUCCCGGAGUCUCCUCGUUGGCUGGUCAUGAAGAACAGGUCCGACCUAGCUCAGUCUACGCUUGCGCGUCUGAGAGGCAAAGGGAUCGACUCGAUUGAAAUUGUCGCCGAGCUUCGCGGGUACGAGAUCUCCCUGGAAGACUCCUCAAACAACAACCUGAGGCUGAAGGACAUCUUCACCAUGGGAGAGGAAAAGCUCCUAUACCGGUUCCUGCUCUGCUUCACCCUGCAGUUCUUCCAGCAAAUGAGCGGCGGUACCCUGAUUUCAGUCUACAUCCCCAUGAUCUUCGAGACGGACCUCGGACUGGGCGCCAGUCUGUCCAAGAUCCUGGCUGCCUGUGCGCUGACGUGGAAAUUCCUGUCCUGUUUCGUUGGCUUCGCUAUCAUCGACCGGAUGGGACGGCGCAGCGCAUUCAUGGUCAGUGGCGGCGGCAUGGCCAUCUGCAUGGUGGCGCUGGCAGUUUCCAACUCUUUCUCCAACAACCAUACCGCCUCCAUCAUCUCGGCCCUGUUCAUUUUCAUCUACAAUUUCUUCCUCCCCGUCGGCUUCCUCGGUGCCAACUUCCUGUACCCGGCUGAAGUUGCACCCGCCCGUCUUCGUGUCGCCAUGCAAGCCAUCUCCAUUGCAAACCAAUGGCUCUGGAUGUUCGUCGUCGCAAUGAUCACUCCCGUCGCCAUCGACGACAUCGGCUACCGAUACUACAUCGUGUACGCCGUCAUCGCCGGCCUCAUCCCUCCCGUCAUCUACCUCUUCUACCCCGAAACCAAGGGCCGGUCCCUCGAAGAACUGGAUGAGAUCUUCCGCGACGCGCCCUCGAUCUUCGCUGCCGUGUCCAUGUCGAAAACCCUCCCUGUCGGAGACCGGACUGUGGAGCGGGUCUUGGAAGAGAAGGCCACCAUCGAGGAAAUAGAGUGA